This is a messenger RNA of Pseudomassariella vexata, 2045 nucleotides long. RefSeq lists its product as uncharacterized. The transcript is spliced from 8 exons. Gene Ontology annotation, cellular component: nucleus. Bases 178 to 1638 code for a protein of 486 amino acids. The record is from RefSeq and is a predicted model, not a curated record. NCBI's taxonomy places the organism in Eukaryota, Fungi, Ascomycota, Sordariomycetes, Amphisphaeriales, Pseudomassariaceae. Gene Ontology annotation, molecular function: RNA binding.
GAACUUCAAAUCUUUCAGCCCGAUCGACCCUUCUCUUCUGAGGCAGCAACUGGGAUUUUGUAGCCUCACUAGCGCAAACUUCAUUCAUCUUUGUGAAAGAGGACUUCGAGGCUCAGCCCACCACUCUGAAGAAUCCCUUCAGGCACACUACUCUUAACACAUUCCUUUCACAGACUUAUGAGUAUUCAUAUUCGAUCUACGCAACAGCUAUCCGCCAUGGACGACGCUGAGCGGCGCACUGCGAAGCGUUCGCGAUUUGACCAGACAGAGCCAGAGCCGCGUCGCUCUCGUUUCGACCGACGAUCUCGCUCACCUCCAGCGCGUAAAUCCGAGUCAGGUCGCGAUCGCAGUCCCUUGGUUAAAGAUGCCGAUAGCUCUGCAGAUGCAAAGCGUGCAUCCAAUGUAGACGCGGCUGCAGCUGCCGCUGCCGCCGCUGCCCGAAUCAAUGCCCAGAUCCAAGCGAAGAAGGGUAUACAGCACGUCGAUGUCCCGCCCAUCAAGUCCACGUCGUCUGAGUCGCCGGGUCCUAGCGCUACGAGCGCGACACCUGCUGCUAACAUCAAUGGCGAUAUAUAUGUCGCGGACGGCGACUACAUCAAGGACAUCGAAGUGAACGAUCUGCGCAACCGAUACCUGCUCACUAAAGGAUCUACUCAAAAGAUGAUUAAAGAAGAAACCGGAGCUGAUGUCACGACUCGAGGCAGCUAUUAUCCCGACAAGAGUAUGGCCACGGCCGCGAACCCUCCCCUGUACCUCCACGUAACGAGCACCUCGAAGACCGGACUCGAGACAGCCGUCGAGAAGAUCGAAGAGAUGAUGAAGCAGGAGCUUCCAAACCUUGUGGACGAACGACGAUUCCGACGCCGAGACCAAGAGCAGGUGGAACGUGAUGAGUUUGGACGACGCAAAUGGCCAGAGGCAAAGAUUCCGAUCGAUCUCGAGCCUGUUCAGGGAUUCAACCUGCGCGCGCAGGUUGUUGGACAUGGCGGCUCUUACGUGAAGCAUAUCCAACAAGAGACCGGCUGUCGAGUGCAGAUCAAAGGUCGUGGCUCUGGCUACCUAGAGGCCGCGACCAAUCGGGAGAGCGAUGAAGACAUGUACUUGCAUGUCGCUGGGCCUGAUCCUAACAUGGUCGAAAAGGCGAAGGAGCUUUGUGAAGAUCUUCUGACAAAUGUCAAGGAGCAGUAUGAAGACUUCAAGUCCAGACCCCCUCGCCAGCACUAUGGUGGGCACGGUGGCGGAUACCACAACAACCACGAGAGAUCCAACAGCAGUGCCGGUUCAUACGGAGGCUAUGGUGGAUACAACAAUUCGUCGGCCCCUCCUGCCACCACCGUAUCACCGGCUCCCGGGGGAGCUGGUAGUCCUACUAACCCGGCUGACCAGUAUGCUCAAUAUGCUCAAUACUACGGUGGUCAAGACCCGUAUGCGGCAUACGGAGGCUACGCAGCUUACAUGCAAUACUACCAGCAGUACUAUGCCGCUGCCCAGGCGCAACAGCAAGGAUCACCUGCACCCCCUGGUGCUUCCACAUCACCACCUCCUCCUCCGAGUGAAGCACCUCCUCCGCCACCGCCAUCCGGCCCACCUCCUGGAGCCAGUGGCUACGGUGCCGUUCCGCCCCCUCCUGGACUUUAGUCGAAAAUAUGAACAAGAUUGUUCAUUGAGUAGUAGUUACGGAAGAUGAGAUGUGAGCACGAGGUGAAGUUGGUGGGGUUUACCAAAACCGACUUGGUUGCUGCUGAUUAGGAGGCCUGUGGGUGGAAGGAUGACACCAUCUGAAUCUAGACGAGCUUUGCUGGCACAAGCCCGGAACUUCGCUUGUAAAACAUGGCGAACGAGAGAUGAUCUGCUCUUGGUGGGAAUGGUAACAUUGAAAGAGACUAGUCCAUGCAUAAUGCUCGAGAUCAUGGACUCGAUAUUGAAGGAGGAUCUGAACGACCUCUGCAAGAUUGUUGCAGCGCUGAAUAUUAACUUGCAUUUGCUAGGGUAUAUAAUCCUUAAAGCGACUUUAAAGUGUGAAAGUGCCUUCACGGCCGCUGGCC